Messenger RNA from Trichechus manatus latirostris (Florida manatee), 2367 nucleotides. It is a transcript of the gene SAMD4B, whose product is annotated as sterile alpha motif domain containing 4B. The record is from RefSeq and is a predicted model, not a curated record. The coding region runs from base 280 to 2367 and encodes 695 amino acids. The transcript has 13 exons. NCBI's taxonomy places the organism in Eukaryota, Metazoa, Chordata, Mammalia, Sirenia, Trichechidae. Gene Ontology annotation, cellular component: P-body. Gene Ontology annotation, biological process: nuclear-transcribed mRNA poly(A) tail shortening; negative regulation of translation; regulation of mRNA stability. Gene Ontology annotation, molecular function: mRNA binding; protein binding; translation repressor activity.
CUAGAGAGGGGGCGACGGCGGUGGCGGUGGUCUGAGGAGGCCCGAGUGGCGGCGGCGGCGGCGGCGGCCGAGGCGGAGCUUGGAGAGGUGUGGCUGGACCAAGACCUCCCUCAAUGUGAGCAAGCUUCCUUCCGCCGCCUCCUGUUGCCACCACGCCAGGGAACAUCCUCAAGCCCUGGCCCUCAGGGGAGAGGUGACAGGAGCCCAGAGCCGAGACCAUGUGACGGCGCUGGCCCUCGCCACCGCCGUCCCCCCCACCCUGGCCCCAGGCCCGGCACCAUGAUGUUCCGAGACCAGGUGGGCAUCCUCGCUGGCUGGUUCAAGGGCUGGAAUGAAUGUGAGCAGACGGUGGCCCUGCUGUCACUUCUGAAGCGGGUCACCCGCACCCAGGCCCGCUUCCUCCAGCUCUGCCUGGAGCACUCGCUGGCUGACUGCAAUGACAUCCACCUGCUGGAGUCGGAGGCCAACAGUGCUGCUAUCGUCAGCCAGUGGCAGCAGGAGUCCAAAGAGAAGGUGGUGUCCCUCCUGCUGUCCCACCUGCCCCUGCUCCAGCCGGGCAAUACAGAGGCCAAGACAGAGUACAUGAGGCUGCUGCAGAAAGUGCUGGCCUACUCCAUUGAGAGCAAUGCCUUCAUCGAAGAGAGCCGCCAGCUGCUCUCCUAUGCCCUCAUCCACCCGGCCACCACCCUGGAGGACCGCAAUGCACUGGCCCUCUGGCUGAGCCACUUGGAAGAGCGGCUGGCUAGCGGCUUCCGCACCCGGCCUGAACCUACCUACCACUUGCGCCAGGGCUCAGAUGAGUGGGGGGGCCCUGCAGAGCUGGGUCCUGGGGAGGCAGGAUCCGGCUGGCAGGACAAGCCACCCCGGGAAAAUGGACACGUGCCCUUCCACCCACCCAGCUCAGUGCCGUCAACCAUCAACAGUAUUGGGAGCAAUGCAAACGCAGGUCUCCCCUGCCAAAUCCACCCCAACCCACUGAAGCGCUCCAUGUCACUCAUCCCUACGAGCCCACCGGGCCCUGGUGAGUGGCCCAGUCCAGAAGAGCUCGGGGCCCGGGCUGCCUUCAGCACGUCCGACCACGCGCCCCUCUCGCCCCAGAGCAGCGUGGCCUCCUCUGGCAGUGAGCAGACGGAGGAGCAGGGCUCCAGCCGGAACACCUUCCAGGAGGACGGCAGUGGCAUGAAAGAUGUGCCCUCUUGGCUCAAGAGCCUCCGCUUGCACAAGUACGCGGCCCUCUUCUCCCAGAUGAGCUACGAGGAGAUGAUGACACUGACUGAACAGCACCUGGAGUCUCAGAAUGUCACCAAAGGUGCCCGCCACAAGAUAGCUCUGAGCAUCCAGAAGCUGCGAGAGAGGCAGAGUGUCCUCAAGUCCCUAGAGAAGGAUGUGCUGGAAGGUGGCAAUCUGCGAAAUGCUCUGCAGGAGCUGCAGCAGAUCAUCAUCACCCCCAUCAAGGCCUACAGCGUCCUCCAGGCCACCGUGGCUGCUGCCGCUGCUGCCACCCCUACUGCCAAGGACGGGGGCCGGGGGGAGCUGCCGCUGCCGGGUGCCGAGCCUCCCCUGGCCCAUUCCAGCACAGACAAGGGCACUGAGGCCAAAGACCCUUCAGCUGCAGAGAGCUACCCACCUCCACCAACUCCGGCUCCCACCGAUGGCAAUGAACCAGCCCCGGCUCCUGUCGCCGACGGAGACAUCCCCAGCCAGUUUACACGGGUGAUGGGCAAAGUGUGCACCCAGCUGCUGGUGUCCCGGCCAGACGAGGAGAACAUCACCAGUUACCUCCAGCUCAUCGAAAAGUGCCUGACUCAUGAGGCUUUCACGGGGACGCAGAAGAAACGCCUGCUGUCCUGGAAACAGCAGGUGCUGAAGCUCCUGCGGACGUUCCCUCGCAAAGCCACCCUGGAGAUGCAGAACUACCGGCAGCAGAAGGGCUGGGCAUUCGGCUCCAACUCGCUCCCCAUAGCUGGCUCUGUGGGGAUGGGGGUGGCCCGGCGGACCCAGCGGCAGUUCCCCAUGCCUCCCCGGGCACUCCCGCCCGGCCGGAUGGGCCUCCUGAGCCCCUCGGGCAUUGGGGGUGUCUCCCCCCGACAUGGCCUCACCAGCCCCAGCCUUGGGGGCCAGGGCCGACAGAACCUGUGGUUUGCCAACCCUGGAGGCAGCAACAGCAUGCCCAGCCAGAGCCGCAGCUCCGUGCAGCGCACCCACUCGCUCCCAGUCCACUCGUCGCCCCAGGCCAUUCUCAUGUUUCCUCCAGACUGCCCGGUCCCUGGGCCUGACCUGGAGAUCAAUCCCACUCUGGAGUCUCUGUGUCUGAGCAUGACAGAACACGCCUUGGGUGAUGGGACAGACAAAACCUCCACCAUCUGA